Messenger RNA from Salvelinus namaycush (lake trout), 1940 nucleotides. RefSeq names its product mitochondrial potassium channel ATP-binding subunit-like. The transcript has 6 exons. Gene Ontology annotation, molecular function: ATPase-coupled transmembrane transporter activity; ATP binding; ATP hydrolysis activity. The record is from RefSeq and is a predicted model, not a curated record. Lineage: Eukaryota; Metazoa; Chordata; Actinopteri; Salmoniformes; Salmonidae. Gene Ontology annotation, biological process: transmembrane transport. The coding region runs from base 284 to 745 and encodes 153 amino acids.
GGCAGCCUGGAUGUUGUUCAAGCUUGUAGCCAAAGAACUAACCCUGUUGUACACUUCUGAGCUAAGUGCUCAGUUUAUUUGCAUUUUGUUAAAUGUCCAUGAAAAAAAAAAAAUUCAACACCACAGCAACACAAGAUUUAUAUAGACAGCCACGUUAGGACAACUUGCUAGUCGACUAAUGCCGGUAGCCAGCUGAUCAGGUGUGUAAUCGUUAGCCAAACACCUGCAAAAAAGUUUAUAUUGCACAAAUUCAGAUCACGGCUAUACACAACACAAUUAGCCAAUGCAGGCAACUUCUCUGGACAGUCUAGUAAAGCUGCUGGACAUAUCUGGGGUCUGGCUCAACAAGCAGUCUGCAAAUUGGCCUGCCGGACGUCAAGACCAAGGGGCAGUGCUGAAGUUCAUCCUGUUGACUGGCAUAUCCUCUGGGAGUUUGUCAAACCCCAGUUCUUUGCCCUUCUUGGUGCUGUCGUGUUACCCAAUGAGACCUGGCCAACAGAUCCUGAAGAACUUCAACCUCAUCAUCCCCCUCUCUAAGACUGUCGCUAUCGUUGGGGAAUCAGGAGGGAAGUCUACAGUGGCCUCCUUGCUGGAGCUUUUCUUUGACCCCAGCAGUGGUGUGAUCAUGUUGGAUGGCCUGGAUAUCUGGACACUGGACCCAUCUCAGAGGACAAAUAAUUUGAUUCAUCAAUCAGGAGCCUGUGCUGUGAUGGAGAACAUUUGCUUGGUAAGCGGGGGCUACUGAUGCUGAGGUCAUCAACGCUGCCAAGCAGGCCAUCGACCACCGCUUCCUCACAGGCUUUCCAGGUGGAUACAACCCUGUGUUGGUAUCUUCUCUUCCUAGGCUGGAAUUGCUGAGCAAAGGAGGGCUGCUGACCUCAUCCGCAGGCAGAGAUCAGAGGGACGGUUGUGAACAGUACUUUGCAGAGCUGCCAGCUCUCACACAUUGGCCGUGAGACAAACGCACGCAUUUGACCCUCUUUUCACGCUCUCACGGCACACCUCUUAUAUCUCACGAAUUGUAAAGUACUGCUUUUAUUUUUCAAAUUAGUCCAUUGUAUAGUCAGCACGUUAACUGUGCUCCUAAUCGUUUUGAAAUCGGAGCAUCUGCGCCUGCAAUUUAACAUCACGAGCGGAAUCUCUAUCAUUGUCCUGUCUUGCCACAGCACUGUGAACCGCUUCACAUUGAAGCAUAUGAUUGAUCUAGUUAGGUAAAGGAUCUUUGACCCUAGCAGUGGUGUGAUCAUGUUGGACGGAUGCGUGUUUGGAUUGGAUGCGUGUUUUAAAGAAACGCCCCUCAAUAUUAGAGUGGAGCUGAAUGGAGAGAGAAAAUGAUCUGCUGAGUUUAUAAAACUGUAAAGAGAGCAGCACGGUAGCGCUGUUUCAUGUACAAUGUUUUCAACAAAAUUAGGUUGCUGUUACUCCCGUCCUUAUUGCAGAAUGCAGUCUUCUGACAGCAUGUACUAAAGUCGAUUUAAUCCACACUUGCAUUAGUCCCCUCGAUUGCUGAUUGGCAUUUAGGCUGUGACAACAAAAAGGCAGCAGACAGACCUACAGUAUGUUUUAGCAGGGACAUUUGGUAGGAUGACUUGCUUUGUAAUUAUGAAAAUAAUUUUGUCAACCAGAUUGUGAACCCAAAAGUGUAAGUUUGAUUCUAGAAUGGGAACGUUAAAUAUAAAAUAAUUUGGGUAGUGUAGGGGCAGAUUCAUGUCACCUUGUCUUCAGGAGAUUUUAUUUAUUAAAAUAUUGGGUAAUUACUGUGCUUGUCAGCAAGAACCAGAUUGUGUUAUUACUGUUAUUCCCCACACUAUUUUAAUAUUCCAAUAAUCACAUAUUUGAAAUCUGAUAUGACUGCAGUGCAUUCGGAUUGUAUUCAAACCCUUUGACUUUUUCCACAUUUUGUUACCUUACAGCCAUAUUCUAAAAUUUACAAAAUUGUU